This is a messenger RNA of Sphenostylis stenocarpa, 252 nucleotides long. The record is from the annotation of a GenBank genome assembly. Lineage: Eukaryota; Viridiplantae; Streptophyta; Magnoliopsida; Fabales; Fabaceae.
AUGUUCUCAAGAUUUGUCAGUGUAGGGAGGGAGAAUCAUGAUCCCUCACCUCCAAAUAAGGUCCAUCAUUCUUCCUUUCUCGGGUCCCUUCCAGCCAAUGCACUGUCGUCAUUCCAGAGAAGCUCUGUCCAUGCAUUAAGGAUCGUAGACACUCUAAAACCAAAAAUUGACACCACCUUCAAAGCACUAAACUCUCAGGUAAAAACAACCUCUGAUAGACGCCCCCUCUUCGACAUUUCUAGGGCUCGCUAG